Molecule: messenger RNA, 1221 nt
Organism: Rhipicephalus microplus (southern cattle tick)
Lineage: Eukaryota; Metazoa; Arthropoda; Arachnida; Ixodida; Ixodidae
Biological process (GO): carbohydrate metabolic process; chitin catabolic process
Cellular component (GO): extracellular region
Molecular function (GO): chitin binding; chitinase activity
Source: RefSeq, a predicted model, not a curated record
GAAGAUGCACGGCCAGUCGGACGACGUGCCCAUUCUGCUGGGCCUAGGCGUGGACGAAUCGGACAGCAGCCGCUUCCAUCACAUGGUGGUCGCCAACACCGUGGAAGUGUUUGUCAGAGCUGCCAUGGUGCACGUGAACAUGGACCGUCUCAAUGGCGUGCACGUCAACUGGCUCUAUCCAGGCGACCGGUGCGGUGACAUGGCGGACAAGGCUGGCCUCGUGGACAUUCUGCAGAAGUUCCGGUCUUUGCUUCCGCUGCCCGACUACACGAUUACAGUAUCCGUUAGCACUCAGUCGGCGAAUAAGAACUACGACAUGCAGGGCGUGCUUGACGUCGUCGACUACGUCGUGGUACAGGCUCCGGACUGGCACACCACCAUCGCGUGCCACUUCAAUCGAACAGAAGUGGUCGCUGCGAUGAACAGAUUUUCAGGAGCAACGGGCCUCUCGCAAAAGUUCUGCUACGCCAUGAGACUCUCUGCCAGCACAUUCCUGACACAUUCACCGGCACUGGGAGCCCGCGCCCACCGCCGGGGUAGAGAACUGCGCGCGAGCAACGCUACUGGUAAGGCAGGCCGGUUCGAGCUCUGCGAUGCCUCGUGGACAGUGGACAGGGCUGGCAGCACAAAGGAAUGCACGCUGGCCACCAAGAGGGAACCCGUGGAUGGAAUGACACUGACUGCAACAUACGAAACGGUGCAGAAUCUCAAGCAUCGGUUUGACCUGAGCUAUGCGGAUGGAAUCGGUGGCCAGUGUGUGGCAGUCUACGACCUCGAGCUCGAUGACUACAUUGGCAGAUGCAAGCGAGGGUUUUCACCUUAUCUCAGAGUCAUUGCUGCCGAAGGCAUCGAGCAGCCAAAUGCCAAACUUUAUUCAAAAGUUUCAUAAAGGAACAGCUGGUGAAUUCACGGAGUCCACCCAACUGUAGCCAAGAAUAUAUAUUGACUAUAUAAUGACGUUGCGUGUUAUACAAAUGUCACUUCCAUAAUAAAAGCAUAUUUCGAAAUAUUGAAAAUAAAAAAGCCAUUUCAUAUAUCUCAUUAGGUCAUCAGAGAACACCAAAUUUUCUUGCAUAAUUACUCCUUUUUUUUUUACCACAAGACGACACUUGGUAAGUGAGCAUUAUUAAAAAUACAGUCGAACCCGAGUAUAUCGAACUCGCCAAAAAACGUUUAUUAGUUAUUAGUUCGAUAUAUGGCAUAAUUUCAUAUAGGCCCGGU